Molecule: messenger RNA, 805 nt
Organism: Branchiostoma floridae (Florida lancelet)
Lineage: Eukaryota; Metazoa; Chordata; Leptocardii; Amphioxiformes; Branchiostomatidae
Product: collagen alpha-1(IV) chain-like
Exons: 3
Coding region: 305-805 (166 amino acids)
Source: RefSeq, a predicted model, not a curated record
UCAAUUGCUACUUAUCAUGAUUAUUAUACUAAAACACAAAGACACAGUCUCCACAAACACUGACCUGAAAAUAUAACCAAGGAGUCAUAAAAUCCCAGUAUCAUUGAUCCAAUGAUAAGAAUUAACUGAGAGUCACAAAAAAAGAGGUCAAACUUUGACGAACACUGCCUCUGGCAGUAACCAAGCUGACUGCCAGUAACCUGUCUACCCUCUUAAAUAUCUUCCACUUCAUAAAUUCAGCAAACUUGCACAGUGAGUGUCUGAGCGCCGGCUAUAGUACGAGCACUGGGCGUAUUCCGAGAAAAUGUUACCUACAAAGCAUUCUGCACUUAAGUAUGGGUGGCUCAUGACCAUUGGUUGCAUAGCAGUCUGUAUUCUGAGCAUUGCUACAAUGUUGACGCUGGUUUUGUUGAUUAUGGAAGUGAAAGACUUGAGAUCAGAGAUUGGGACAAAAAUGCAGAAUAUGGAAGCAGUUCUGGGCAGCUAUGAACAGCCUCCCAUGGACGACAAGCCCCCCGAGGGCCCAGAACCUGGCACAAACACUGCCAAAUACAGCGGGAAACAGAGUGGGGAGGGAAAGGUGAGCCACCUGAGGACCAAGAGAUCCCCCAACAGCGUUACUCUACCUUUUGGAAGUUGCCUUCAAGGAUCCCAGGGCCCACCUGGUGUUCCGGGGAGGGACGGACAACCAGGUUUACCUGGAAGAGACGGACAGCCAGGUGCACCAGGUGCAUGUUGUUCAUCCUGCACAGUCGGCACACCUGAAACACCAGGCCAGGUAUAUUAUUCCAUCACAGACAUCUGA